UUUACAGAAUGUGGACGAUUUUCUUGGUCGCCUGUUUGGCGACAGCGUUUGCUCAGGACUCUUACAUAGUGAUCGCUCCGUCAGACGUCCGUCCUGGUGUACCCCUCAGUAUUAGUGUCAACAUUCUACAAGCUCACGCCAACGUCAACGUGAAGGCCGACCUGAUCCAGAAGUCCAACAAUCAGCAUGUAGCUACAGCCCACGGAACCUUCUCUCAAAAUGUUCCUGGGACACUGACAAUUCAGGUUCCAGAUGAACUUGGCCCGGGGUCCUAUAAACUUUCUGUUCAUGGAACUCAUGGUUUGAAGUUUUCUAAUGAGACAGACUUAAAUUACCAAUCUAAGAGUGUCUCCAUCUUCAUCCAGACUGACAAAGCUAUGUACAAACCGGGACAAACAGUGCAUUUUCGUGCCUUUGCCAUCUAUCCUAACAUGAGUACAUAUACAGGACCCAUGGAUAUUGAGAUUUAUGACCCCAACACCAACAAAAUCAAACAGAUCCUGGGGGCCAGAGACGCCACAGGUGUGGUCACUAACUUCCUGGAGGUGGAUUCUCAACCUGUUCUUGGAGACUGGAAAAUCAAAGUCACAGCACAUGGAAAAUCUACAGAGAAGACAUUUACUAUUGCACACUAUGUUUUGCCAAAGUUUGAAGUAACUGUUGAACUGCCCUCAUUCGCUCUGUCUUCAGACACCAGCAUCCAGGGAACAGUAAAAGCCAAAUACACAUAUGGAAAACCAGUCGAAGGCACUGUGAAGAUUCGCGCCAAAAAUGAAUACUGGUAUCGACCAUGGAAUUAUCAUGGUGACGAACCCAUGAUCGAGCAAACUCUUACACUGACUAACGGAGAGGCUAAGUUUACCCUAUCCGGCCUCAGCACACUGAAUAAAUACCUCAACGAACGGUACAUCACAGUGGAGGCCAAUGUCACAGAGAGCCUAACCAAAAUAACACUGAAUGGCAAAGGCAAAAUUCAGUUCCACCAACAUGCCGAAAAAAUCGAGUUCCUUGCUUCAAAUCCAAACACCUUUAAGCCUGGUUUACCAUAUACAGCAUACGUCAGAGUUACUCGUCAAGACGGAAGUCCCAUAAUGGGAACGAAGAAAUCGGUCGUCAUACACGAGACAGUGACGGCUGAGUUGCCACCACCCUCCACCACCCCGCGAUACUACUGGGGACCCCAGACGAUGAAUUACAAACUGGACGACCAGACCUUUACCCUCCCAGACACCGGUGUGGUGGCCAUACAGGUCCAGGUGCCAGAAAACGCCACAAGUCUCAGCCUCCGAGCGCAAUAUGACCAAGUUACCAGCUAUAAGUCUCUCCAAAAGAGUUAUUCUCCAAGUGAUAGCUACAUGCAACUGUUCCUGAGAUCUACUUCUUUGCGCGCAGGCAAUGUCGCAAACUUUGAAGUUCAAUCAACUCAAGGAUUACAAAAACUUACGUACCAGAUUUUGUCACGUGGUUCUAUCGUCCACACCGGAUCAGUGGACGGUAACGACAGAACGUCCCUCACAUUCAGUGUAGCACUCACAGAUAAAAUGGCACCAAAUGCCAGGAUUGUAACAUAUUACGUCAGAAGUGAUGGAGAAAUCGUCACCGACAGCAUCAGCUUCAACGUAGACGGAGUGUUUCAAAAUCAGGUGUCGUUAAGUUUUGAUAAAACAAAAGCCCAACCUGGAGAGAAUGUCAACGUUCGCGUCACAGCGGAUCCAAUGUCGACAGUCAAUCUUCUGGCGGUGGACCAAAGCGUUCUGUUGUUGAAAUCAGGAAAUGACAUCACCCAAGAACAGGUUAUCGACGAGUUAAAAACAUACGAUACUAUUCACCACCACAACAAUGGGCCUGUUUUCUUUGGCGGAGGAGGCAUCAUGCCCUUAGGUAGAAAGAAACGCAUGAUCUGGUGGCCUUAUCCCACCUACUACGGCGGAUCUGAUGCGUCACAGAUAUUUGAGAAUGCUGGUGUAAAGAUAAUGACGGAUGCUUUAGUGUUUAAACACCAUGAACCCCCACACUAUUUUGUAGACUCUAUGAUGGGUGCUGGUGGGGCUAUCGAUGCUAUGAUGCCCAUGCCGGUUCCCGGCGCUCCGAUGGGAGGCGGGGUAGCAGCAGGAUCUAGUCCCCAGCCACUUAAAUCAGUGGGGCGUGUUCGAAAUGUUUUCCCUGAAACAUGGCUGUGGUCAAAUUGUUCCACUGGAUCCAAUGGAGAGGUUCAGAUUUCUACCACGGUCCCAGACACAAUCACUUCAUGGAUUGCCAGCGCUUUUGCCAUCAACAGCGCCUCUGGUCUUGGUAUUGCAGACACUACUGCUAAGAUUGAGGCAUUCAAGCCGUUCUUUGUCAGCCUGAACUUGCCCUACUCAGUGGUUCGUGGUGAACAAGUAGUCCUGCAGGCUAAUGUCUUCAACUAUCUCAGCCAAGACACCGACGUAAUUGUGACACUAGAGAAGAAUGAUGAUUUCCGCAGCAUCGUGAUGGACGCCAGCAAUAACCCAACCUAUGUAUCCCAAACACAAACCGCAACUGUUCAAGUGCCCUCUGGACAAGCUAAAUCAGUGUUCUUCCCUAUUGUCCCUGCUGGGCUGGGAAUGGUGGAUCUCACUGUCAAGGCCCAAUCUACACUGGCUGCUGAUGGGGUCAGGAGACAGCUUUUAGUCGAGCCUGAAGGAGUUCCAAAGGAAUACAACACGCCAAUUUUGAUUGACCUUAAGGAUACAAAUACCUUCACCAAAACUGUCCCAAUUUCACUUCCAGCAUCUGUGGUUGCUGGUUCACAACAUGUGAAAGUCACUGCUAUUGGUGAUUUAAUGGGACCAACUGUUAAUAAUUUGGAUAAACUUCUGCAAAUGCCUUAUGGAUGUGGUGAACAGACUAUGUUAGGAUUUGCACCCGAUGUUUUUGUAACAAACUAUCUUUCUGCAACCCACCAGCUGUCCGCUGAUAUUGAAGACAAAGCUCUUGGAUUUAUGGAAAAGGGAUAUCAGAGAGAGUUAACAUUCCAACACAAAGAUGGUUCUUUCAGUGCUUUUGGGGACAGAGAUAAAUCUGGAAGCAUGUGGUUGACAGCAUUCGUUGCAAAGUCCUUCCAUCAGGCAAAGUCUCACAUCUUCAUUGAUGAUGAGACCCUUCAGAGAGCCAUUGACUGGAUGAUCAGCAGACAGAAUGCUGACGGAUCAUUCCCAGAACCUGGUCGUGUCAUCCACAAGGACAUGCAGGGAGGAUCUGCUUCCGGUCCUGGACUUACUGCAUUUGUUCUAAUCUCUCUGCUGGAAAACAGUGAUCUGAAAGGAGGUGUGGCCCAGAGAAUCCAGACUGCCAGUCAGAAAGCUAUGACUUACCUGGAAGGACACGUCUCAACCCUGACCGACGAUUAUGCUCUUUCUAUUGCCAGUUACAGUCUGGCACUGGCAAAGUCACACUCUGCUUCAUCAACAUUCUCACGCCUUAACAAUGAUGCCGUUGUGAAAGAUGGCAUGAAACACUGGCAUAAGGCCCAGACUCAGACAAACUCUCACCACUACUGGUCUCCACCACAUAAACAAUCUAAUCCAAUCGACAUUGAGAUGACGUCAUAUGCACUGUUGGUAUAUGCUGCCAACAACCAGUUCACAAAUGGACUACCAGUCAUGAAGUGGAUUACCUCUCAGAGGAAUCCUCAUGGAGGGUUCGGGUCCACACAGGACACUGUGUUAGCUCUCCAGGCUCUCUCUGAGUUUGCCAAGAUGGCUUACUCCAGCAACUUUGACAUCCAGAUGACCGUGACGACCGAUACAUUCUCUCAUCAGUUUUCUGUCAAUGCUAAGAAUGCCCUCCUUCUUCAGUCUGUAGAGUUGCCAUCUAUUCCCAGUUCUGUCACCGUCUCUGCAACAGGGCAUGGAAUGGGACUGAUUGAGGUGUCUGUCUUCUUCAAUGUUGAGCAAGAAAUUCAGGAACCAUCUUUUGACAUGACUGUUACGUUAGUUAAGGAUUCCUUGGACGCCAUUCAGAUUGAAACAUGUGCUCACUGGUUGAAGGUCGGUGCUAGUGGAAUGACCGUACAGGAGAUAGGAAUUCCAACAGGAUUCGAGGCCGACCUGGAAAGCAUCACUCAAUUACCUACACUGAAAAAAGUAGAAACAGAGAACAAAAAGAUCAUUCUGUACUUAGAUGAGAUUUCCACUGCUCCGACAUGCAUUGUUGUGGAUAUGUUCCGAACAGGAUUGGUCGCCAAAACUCAGCCUGCACCAAUCAGAAUCUAUGAUUACUACGAGCCAGCAAACCAAGUGACAAAGUUUUACCAGUCUCAUAGCCUGAAGAACUCCAACAUCUGUGACGUCUGCAAGGACUGUGGUUGUUCACCGUGAACUUGCUAGCUUUUAAAAUAAACUGUCACAAAAUUAUAUCG
Molecule: messenger RNA, 4384 nt
Organism: Saccostrea cuccullata (small rock oyster)
Lineage: Eukaryota; Metazoa; Mollusca; Bivalvia; Ostreida; Ostreidae
Product: CD109 antigen-like
Exons: 35
Coding region: 9-4343 (1444 amino acids)
Cellular component (GO): extracellular region
Molecular function (GO): endopeptidase inhibitor activity
Source: RefSeq, a predicted model, not a curated record